Molecule: messenger RNA, 303 nt
Organism: Protopolystoma xenopodis
Lineage: Eukaryota; Metazoa; Platyhelminthes; Monogenea; Polystomatidea; Polystomatidae
Source: the annotation of a GenBank genome assembly
AUGCGGUACCUGGAUGAUUACUUGGCACUUUGGUCACAUGGAAGAGAAAAACUGGAAGGGUUUCUGCAGUUCGUAAACCAGAUUGAUGGACAAAUUCAAUUCACGAUGGAGGUUGAGGAAGGUGAGCGGUUAUCGUUCCUGGACGUUGAAGUGAUUCGUUAUAAUAGGACGCUCAAAAAGAAAUUGCUCAGAAAGGAGUCCUAUGCUGGGAUAAUACUCAGUUUCCGGUCCCAUCCCACUUACAGGCUAAAUAUUAGAAUAAUGAGGAGCAUGAUCAUCUGUAGCCUACGCCUACGGAUAUAG